CGUGUCCUGAGGGAUGUCAGCGUAGGGUCCCCGCGAGGCAGAGCUGCACUCGCCCUUGCGGGUCGUGUUGGCCCAUAUAAGUGAAUGGCUCGCUGACCGGUGUGCAGGCGGAGCCUGGGGCUGCCCCACACGAGGGCUGUAUUCGUUUUUCUCCGCGGACGUCUGUGGUCCGGGAUGGAGGCAGCUGGCCGGGACCUGGAAGCUAGCUGAGAGCCCUGACGACCGCUGCCCUACGAAGGCAGCGUCGGGUCCCUGUCACAGUGGCGGUCGAGAGGCGGAGAUGGGCGGAGGAAGGGCCGGGCUGCCGUGCUGUUGUGACCAGGUGCUCGGAGCAGCAGCGUGGAAGGUCCGAGGUAUUUUAAUAGGGGAACCCGUUACUACAUGUCUUUCUCCCUCUGUAUAUGACAUGAUUUGUAAACUUGGGUUUGAAUUCAAAGAAAAUUGUGAUAUCAAUAGCAUUGUAACUCACACUGGCAAAUUAUGCUGGAAAACAAUCACAAACUGUAUGAGCUAUACAGAUCCAGACCAGAGUCUCAAUUACUGGGAAAGCGUGCAGCACCUGGGCCCUGUGUGCGAAGCCGUCCAUUUACAUUUCUUAUCUCUGACCAAGGGACUGUUUGAAAUUCAGUAUGUGCCGUGGUUCCAGUGGACAAGUUUUCCAGAGGUAUUCCCUGAAGUAUUUGAUGCCUUGGGAGGCCUGCAGUCUGCUGCCGUUUCUUUGAGCUUAAUGAAGCUGACAUCGUGUCUGGAGCGGGCUUUGGGUGAUGUAUUCUUGUUAAUUGGGAAAGAAUGCCCCUUUCUUUUAAGAGAUCUGCUUGCAUCUAAGGAGCUUGCUUACAUCUUUGGGCAGCCUGUGAUGGAUGUGCUCAAAGUCUUCAUUGGCUCACCCUGUGGACUCAAUCUGCGGAAUGUCCUGUGGCAUGGGUUUGCAUCACCUCAAGAAAUUCCUCCAAAAUACUGUUCAAUGAUGCUGUUAUUGACAACAGGAUUGGGUCAGUUACUUGAGAGUUACUUUCAGCGGACUAAAGUCACAUUGGUGCAUCGAUCUUUUGCAACUCUCACAAACUUAGAGGACUUGAUUGUUUUUCCUGACAUUACUUAUAAGAUACUUUCAGUGUUAGAAGAAGUGAUGACAAAAUCUACCUUUAUAUUAAAAAUCAUGGUUCCAUAUUGGGAAAUUGCACUAAUGACGUUCAAGGCACACAGGUUUGCUGACUGUGCCAUAUUGUUAUUGACACAGCUGGAGGCUGGACUUAGGAGAGUUUUUGCUGCAGUUAACAAAUGUCCGGACAGACUCUUGACUGCUGAGUCAACAGCUCUUUAUACCACCUUUGAUGAAAUACUGGCAAAACACUUAACCGAUGGUAGAAUCAACCAGCUUCCUCUUUUCCUUGGAGCGCCUGCUAUGGAAUUUCUCUGGGAUUUCCUGAACCAUCAGGAGGGUCCCCGUAUACGCGAUCGUUUAAGCCACGGGGAGAUCAACCUAUAUGAAUUUCCAAAGGAAGCAGCAAGUCAGUUGCUCGCAUUUUCCAUUGUACUGUUACUAAGAUUCUCUGAUGCAGCAGUGCUUGCAACUGCUAAGGAGGAAGCAGCAGUAACGCUGCUGAUGAGACUUGCCGAAGGCUACCAUUCUCGCUGCCAUCCAGCGUUUCAGCUUAAAAAACAGGUGCUGAGCUGUGAGGAAAGCAUCAGGAUGUGGCCUCUGCUGCCUUUGCCGGAAGAACCCUGUCAGGACACAGCCAGAAUGGAAGAUAGCGAAGCAAGUGCAUGCUACUCUUUAGUUACAAAAAUUGUGCACGAGCUCUGUCAUCACGUACCUGAGAAUCAUUGUGCUCUUAGUGUCUUCGGUGAUCUUCCUGCUGAGGAGUGGCCCCGGCUGCUUGGUGCACUGUGCAACACGCAUGUCUCCAUGCUCUUCUGCCCCAGAGUGGUGCUCGAAGUGCUGGGUGUGCUCCGUAGCAUCACUUCCCACUGCCAGCAUGUGUCCAACCAGGUGGUCACCUCCCUGCAGCUGAGGCACCAGCAGUGGGAGGAGCGGAGGCUGCGCUCCAGGCAGCGGCGAAACUACCUGAGCAUGCGGGCCAGUAUUAGGCUUCUGUCUCCUGUGCUUUACCUGAUUUUAUUGCUCGUUGCACUGGAAUUGGUCAACAUUCAUUUUGUCCAUGGAAAAAAUACUUAUGAAUAUCACCAGUAUCUAAAGUUCUUUAAGUCAGUCUUGCAGUAUUCUGAGAACCUUGUGGCCUAUACCAGACCAGAGAAGAACAAGUGGAGAGAAACCAUCAGUCUUACACAUGCAGCUUUGAUGAAAAUUUGGACUUUUACUGAGAACAAACAAAUGUUAAUACAUUUACGCAAGAAAUCCACAAGUAAAGCAAUUCUAUGAAAACACAAGUCAAGAUGUUUGGAUUGCCUCAAAAAACUAACUGAAUUAGAUUUUAACAGCAUGUAAAUUGAAUAUCCAGCAGGGCAUAGAUUUGAGAGUCCAUUUGUAUUUCUGCAGCUUUGUGAUGUGUUCUUCCUGAAUGGUCAGUAUGACCUUCAGGCUGGCCUCUGCGGUAACCAGAUCACUGAAAUAGGUUUUGGUACCAUGUCCUCAUAACAUAGGUUGCAGGAAGUUCCAUCUACUUCUCACCCAGCUGGUACCCAGAAAGAUAUGGCUUCACAGCAAUCACUGGCCAAUGGUCAGGCCAGACCAGCCUCUGGGACAGAGCAGUUGGGUUCAAUGGAAUUGUCUGAUUCAGUGUAUUACACGGGGAUGCAUGACCCACACACUUGAGCCAGGUCUUUGGCACAUGAUCUCAGGGACACAUGACUUUCAUCCAUGUGAUGUCAGGUCCUUGGUCUGUUGCCUCAGGGAUGUGUGACAGACACGUGAUGUCAGGUCCUCAGUCUUACUACCUCAGGGAUAUGUGACACAUUGGAUGCCAGGUCCACAUGUACCACAUUAAGAACUCUUGACUUAUACAUGAUACCAGGUCUUCAAUGUACCACUUCAAGAACACAUGACACACAUGAUGCUGGGUACUCAAUGUACCACCUCAGGGUCUCAUGACACACAUGAGGUCUGGUCCUCUGUACCAUCUCAGGGAUUCGUGGCCCAUGCAUGAUACCAUGAUUUGUGUGCACUAGUCAGAGACACAUGCCUCACAUGCAUGAAGGCAUAUUUUCUCGCUUCACUCAGGGACAUAGAACUGUACUUUUAGCUGUGCUGUCCUUGCUGUAUCACAGCCAGAAGUGUGAUGUCCUUGCUCCAUUCAUGUGGUGUGAAACUAUACAUUGGAAAGGAUAGGCUAGAAUUUCUUCAUUAUAUCUCUUCCUUUUGUAUCUCCUAAUUAAUGUGUGGUCUGAUAUCUGAACCAUUUGAAUAUUAUCAUUCUCUCGUUUUUACCAAGUAAUUCUAAUUCUUGCUUGAGCCUUUAUUAUCAAAUGCUAAUCUUAUGUUGCUAGUAUGAGUGCUACAGGGUUGUCAUUUUCCUCUGAGGAAGAGAUGCAGCUUCCAGCAUAAUUAGCACAUUAAUUACAGUGUUGCCU
Fukomys damarensis (Damara mole-rat) is the source of this 3531-nucleotide messenger RNA. It is a transcript of the gene Ermard, whose product is annotated as ER membrane associated RNA degradation. The transcript is spliced from 18 exons. The record is from RefSeq and is a predicted model, not a curated record. Bases 281 to 2383 code for a protein of 700 amino acids. Lineage: Eukaryota; Metazoa; Chordata; Mammalia; Rodentia; Bathyergidae.